Molecule: messenger RNA, 5387 nt
Organism: Bufo gargarizans (Asiatic toad)
Lineage: Eukaryota; Metazoa; Chordata; Amphibia; Anura; Bufonidae
Gene: ATXN7L1
Product: ataxin 7 like 1
Exons: 10
Coding region: 360-2522 (720 amino acids)
Source: RefSeq, a predicted model, not a curated record
UAUUUUGGAGUUAAUUGCUAUAAAAUAGGGAAAUAAUUUAAAGACUGGAGUUUGUCGAUGCUGCCUGGGUUCACUUUCUUUGUUGCAGCAUUAGCAGUAAUCCGUAGAUAACAUAAAGAUGCCCCUAUCUAGCAGCAUUAAAAGCAGCCUUGUGGGUGGAGAAAGCUGCAGGUUUUUUUUUUUUUUUUUUUCGCCCUGCUCGUUUUGUUCUUGGCAUCCUUCCAUUUUUCUGAACUUCUGGUACCCGACUGGUAAGACCUGAAACUUGCUGUUUAACAAGUGCCCGUCGCCAAGACAGUUGGUGCACGCGAUCAGCACUGCUACGUCUUCCCCCAGGAGCAGAAAGAAGACACGGUUCAAUGUGCAAACCUUCCCCAUCCCCAGCUUCUCCCUCCAACACCAGAGCAUCACUCGUACAAAUGAAAGCAAAAACCUGUAUCAGCAGCCAUAACCCUGUCAACAGUAACUCAAAGCCAUUCAGAGCGCCCAAAGACAAUCUACUUACCUCCAACAACAAGCAACACGCGGUGUUCUCUUCAAAAGUAUCAAGAGACAAACCAUGCGGUCCUGUUCCUGUAGUGAGCCUCGAGAAAAUCCCAAAUCUUGUGAAAGCAGAUGGUGCCAAUGUUAAAAUGAAUUCAGCCACUAACUCCUCUUCAGCGGCAUCUUCGGCAACCUCCCUAGCAAAACAGUCUGUGGUAACGAAGCCUGUACCCCCUUCACCAGAAAAGAUCCUCAAUGGGAAAGGAAUAUCAUCUUUAGACAAAAAGCAUCAAAAUGGUACCAAAAGCAGCAACAAGCCUUACAAAAGAAUCUGUGAGAGAGAAUUUGAUCCAAAUAAGCACUGUGGAGUACAGGAUCCUGAGACAAAGAAGCCGUGUACAAGAUCUCUCACAUGCAAGACACACACACUUAACCACAGACGAGCAGUUCCAGGUCGUAAGAAACCAUUUGACAUUCUGUUAGCUGAACACAAGGCUCGAUCAAGGGAUAAAGAGGUAUUAAAAGACAAAGAUCAUCCACAGACUGUACGAGAAACGCAUCAAAACCAGCCUGCACCAACGCAAGAACAGUCAUCGGGGUUGUCUGCUAGCUCUGCUUUGGAACCAAAAGUGACAUCACCUGCAAAAGCCCGACCUCCUAAUUCUCUCCUACCUAGACCAUCUUCUGCAAACAGCGUAAAUAGCUCAAGUUCAUCAAACCACAGUGCUUUUGUGCCAGAGCCCACUGUAAAUCUUGCAUCGGGGGAUCUGGCCAGUCGGCUUUCAAGCGAUGAAGGGGAAAUUGAAGGUGUUGAAGAGACAGAAAAAUUAGACUGUUACUACUCUGGACAUCACCCUAAACCUCUUGCGUUUUGCUCAUUUGGAAGCCGUUUGAUGGGAAGAGGGUACUAUGUGUUUGAUAGACGGUGGGAUCGCUUUCGGUUUGCAUUAAAUUCCAUGGUGGAGAAACACUUGAAUUCACAAAUGUGGAAAAAAAUUCCUCCAGCCGCAGAUAGUCCUAUGCCUCCUCCAGCACCACAUAUCAGCAGCUCAUUUCCUGCAUCAGUUCUGCAGCCAUUCAGCAGUCCAAGUUCUGUAUACCUACCCUCCCCUCCCACCAACUCCAGAACCACAUCCUCGAUUAUAUUAUCGAAUGCGUCCUUUGUCUCAACAUCGGACACAAACUCUGUUACAUCACACACCACUGUGUUCCCCCAUGUUGCACCAUCUUUGAAUAUUAUGGACUCUACUUUUAAAGCCCCUUCUGCUGUUUCCUCUGUACUGACCACCAGUCCCUCACCAUCACACAAGCCACCAAAAUCCAAACCUGGGAAAUCUUCAAAAGCAAAAGACCUGUCUUCACGGAGCGACGAGCCUUCAAGUAACAAAAAGAAAAAGCCUCAGACGCCUUCUUCCACCUCUUCCUCCUCUUUACCUUUACAGACGUCCUCCUCGUCUACGUUUUCAGGGUCCCACAAGAAAAACUGCGUUUUGAACUCUAGUGCUACAAUAAACUCUUAUCAGGCAACUUCUUCCUAUAAUAAUGUGUCUGUGCACAAUGCAAACAAUGGAACAAGCCCAAUUAGUGCCAAACUGGAAUCCCCAGUAAGGACUUCUUUGUCUGGUAGCUCAACGGACUCCAUAAAACACAUGAGCAUGGUUGUUAGCAGUAUUGACUCUAGCCUGUCAGUGUCUUCUCUGGUGCACCAUCCUGGGGAGCACACAUUGGCAGUGCACAAUGCAGUGUCCUCGCUGCCUCUUCCCUUUGACAAAUCUGAGGGGAAAAAGCGUAAAAACUCUAGUGCAAGCAGUAAGGCCUGUAAAAUCACUAAAAUGCCUGGUAUGAACAGUGUUCACAAAAAGAGCACCACCAACCUUAUCUCUUCUGUGCCAGAUCCCCCAAAUAGCUCUAUGUCUCGACAGAUGGGGAAAAGUAGCAGUGUAGCUUUGUCACAAUCUACUCCUUCAAGUACAUCAAAUCCUGUACACAACAAGCAAAAGACUUCGAAUCGUGCCGGCAGAAUAAGAACACUUCCAUGACACUGGGAGAUAAUUGGACGAUUACUCUGAGAUCUCAGCAGCCGCCCAUUAAGCUUUUCACUUGCAGUGGGCAGGGACAAUGUCGCCUUUCAUAACUACAUGACGGAGAUGUGUUAGUCUAAAGUUUACAGAACCAAACUGGGUGUUUUUGCUUUGUCACUUAGUUUGUGUAUUACUUUUCCUGUAGAAAUCCUUCUCGAUCUCAAAGGUAUUUUAGGAGAAAAGCAAAAUCUGCCUUGAAACCCUUUCUUCCUCUUCCCCAACUUCUGACAGUAAAAAGGUCACAUCAGCAAUGUCUGUACGUAUUUAUGUUUCCUCUUUUCUUUCCCAAUACAAGUCAUUUCUUUCAAUUCCAUUUAAAAAAGUUACCGCAGCUGAGAAAAUAUGGCACUUGAUGAUAUAAUCAUAAAUGAAUCCAAACUAAUACGUUGAAGAAAAGCCAUGUGGAUUGUCACUGAUAUCUGAUGCGUGAGGUCCAUUUGUUUGGAAAGGUUGUACAUGUAUUACCAGAAUACACAGCGGUGUAAUGUGUAGCAGCUUAAUUUGUAAUGGGAGAUGUUCUGUUACACAAUGUUAUUCACAUUAUAGUGUGUUCUGGGAUCCAAGAGACAAUUGUGAGCCAGCCUUCUUCAUUUGAUGAAGUCUUCCUCAGUUUCUGGUUACCAGUUCCUUGGAUAAAGCAAACUUUGCAAAAAGCAAGAAAAAUAAAAAAAUUACAAAUGUAUGCAUCAGUUUAGUUUUUAAGGGUAUUACUAAAUGGUGGCCUGAGCUAUAAUAUCAAUAGCAACAAAACAGUAAACUUGUGGAACAUUCACUUGCAGAACAUCUUCCAUAUCGAUGGUCAUUUCCAGAGAAACAGCAACUUUAAUGAUGGAAACUGACCACGUUUGUAACACAAACUCUGUUAUCAUGCUACAAUGGUUAUACAGGUGUGAAAGAAAAGUGAGCGGACAGUGAUCUGGUGGCAAUACCAAAACAAUCGUUCUAGUGAAUCUUCAAAUGUAGGCCCUGGUCCUCCAGCCCGUAGUAAGGAAGGGAAUGGUUCUACGUUCCCCAUCCUGUAGUUUAAUAAUAAUAUGCUGAAUAUACUAAAUAGAAAUAUAGCACCUCAAGAAACCUAAUCAGCAGUUGGAUAGUAAACAGUGGCUCCAAUCAUCACUUUAUGUAUCGGAUUAAAUUUAUGUUUGUGGAUUAAAGUGGUUUCUGGGACUCCUAUAUUGAUGAGCUAUGCUCAGGAUACGUCAUCAAUAUCUGAUUGAUUGGGGGUCCAAAUCCCGGAAACCCCGCUAAUCAGCUGUUUGAAGAGGUUUGAGCGCCGCAGCCUCUUUCUAGGCCAGUGACAUACUGUUCAUAGGUCACAUAGCCUACUUGAAUGUGAAUGGGUCUGGGCUUCAGUACCAAGCAUAGCAGCUAUACAAUGUACAGCGCUUUGUUUGGUUGACUGUGAUGAGGCUGCAGCGCUCAUUAGAGAGCUGCAACCUCUUCAAACAGCUGAUCAGUGGGGGUGUCAGGAGUUUGGUCCACACUGAUCAGAUAUUGAAGAGCUAUCCGGAAGCUAGGUCUACAAUAGCCAGAAAACCCCUUUCAAGGACAUUUAUCACAUAUCUACUGGAGUCCUAAGACCCUGUUCCUCCUCACUAGGUGACAGAAGUCAGGAGGUAUUUGAAAGGAACAGAGUAUGCUUGUGAUUGAUGAAAACAGUCAAGUACAGUGCUUUACUGUCUCUGUCAGCCCACAUAUAUUGAAUGGAGCAGCAGGGCUCAUUUUCGACCACUUCUCCAUUCAAACGACUGCAGGGAGAAGGAACGGGUACAGGACUCUAAUUCUAGUGAUGGUUGGGGCCAUCAGCGAUCCUGUGGAUAGGGGAUAAAUGUCAGUUGUAGGACAACUUAAUUCAGAACAGUACAACAGAAAUCAUGCUUUGGGUCACAGCAAUCCUAGUGGACACCAUCUAUUUUAUGAUUCUGACGUUUGACAUGCGUCCCACACUAAGGGUCCUUUUACACAGACCAAUGAUCUGUUAGAAUAUAACGGGAAGAGCGUUUGUAUAAACGCUUGUUCCCAAUAAUCUGCCAGUGUAAAAGGUGCAGCAAUCGCCUAAUGAAUGAGCAAACGCUUGUUCAUCAGGUGAUCCUGCCAUUCAGGCAGCACCAAAAAUCAUUGUCCCUCUGCAUCAAAUUGUCUAAACGACGAUCCGCUACGCAGGAACAACUAUUUUCUGGGACAAACGUUCGCUUUAUCGAUCACUGAGGUGAUUGCUGCAUGUAAAUACAGCCCUCAUCUCUGCCGAUGAUCUGAUCGGGAACGUCUGCUUCAAUUCCAAUACUCUGUCAGAUCAUCAGUAUGUGUAAAAGGAUCUAUGAAGCCAAUAAUAUACCUUGCUAUAGUAAGCUGUGCACUCUAUACCUAACCUAACGUUUUCAUUGAUCAUGCAGUGGCCACAUGAAAUAUGCUAGGAAUAGUAAAUCUAGCAGGUAUGAAUAUUAAAUACUUGGUAAAAUAAAGCAAUUGAAUUGUCUGUAUUAAUAGAAGGAGCUUCCAUAUCAUGUUUUGUACUGCUUAACCUAGGGCGGGAUGGCCAACCUGUGGCUCUACAGCUGUUGUAAAACUACAACUCCCACCAUGCCCUUCUGUAGGCUGAUAGCUGUAGGCAGUUUAGGCAUGCUGGGAGUUGUAGUUUUGCAACAGCUGGAGAGCAUCAGGUUGGCCAUCCCUGACCUAGGGUAUUUGGCUAUGAGCUCGUGCCUAGACAGCUUUUAAAGGGGUUGUGCAGUGAUUUAUAUUGAUACACGGCACCCCCGCCGAUCAGCUGUUUGACGAGGAGGUGGCGCUCAAUGAAUGGAGCAAGUACUUCCAGGAUGAAGU